UUGAAGCGGGAAAGUACAGAAAACAUAUCAUAGAAAAAGCUUGUAAAUUCGGAUACCUGGGAGAAAAACUGCCAAAAAAAGGUAUACACUCUUGUCUUCUUGGUUGUCUGAACGUCUACAUGUCUAAGCGUUUUCGCGGCCUCUGGUAAACUCUUUCCAGCCAUCUUCGGCAAGAAAAGAUCUAAUCCGAGUGGUACUUCAACUUCUCCAUAGAUGUCCUCGAUGUAUAACUCAGCUUUUGCUUAUGGAAUGCGAUUUGAGUGUUCAUAAAGACAGUAAAAAACUGGUUAUAUUGGAAAGAGAUGUAUAAAGGAGAAUUUUCGACGGAAUAAAAAUAAAAUGGCAAAAUUUGGAGAAGAACAACUAACCAAGAACUGAACAAGGUGCAUUAAAGUUAAAGAAGAGAAUUGAACUAGUACAGGAAGAACAAAAUUAUACUACACGCUGUAUAGACAAUUUCUUAUACGCUUAUAUGAGUGGUCAACACACAAGGAAGAAGAAGAAAUAAUUGAGAGUUAUAUGCGCAAAGAUUUGCUCUGUUGAACACCGAGUUUACAUUCACGCCUUUUUUUUAUAACUGUACGGUCGUUCAGUGUGAGGUUCGAAUAUCUCGAGAUCCUUAAGUACAAAGAAUGACGAAGUGGUGAAAGUGUUUCAGAAGCACAAAAAAUUGUACAUAUUAACAUCAACAAGUUACCAACGAAAACAGAAAAAUGAAAGGCGUUAUAACAUUUUCAUUAUGUUUACUCGCAAUUUUCGUUAAUUGUGAAAAAGAUAUGACAAGAAAAAGUAUUAUAUACGAUAAAAAUACACCAGAUGUUUUUUAUUGUCCAAUUCAUAAGUAUACGGGACUUGACAAAAUGAUUGUUAAGGCAAGACCUCUUAAAAAGUUGUGUGAAUUUGAAGGUAAACCACUACCUGAAGAUUACAAAAGUGAUUGUUAUCAAAAUGUUGAUGAAUCUAAUUAUGCCUGCAAAGAAAAAUACAGGAUAAUGAUGCGAAUGCACCCACCAGGAUCAGAUUCUCCAUUUGAUGGUAAGCGAAUGGCUCGUUUUACAGAUGUUGAUAAAGAGUAUUACAUUAUGAAAAUGGACAAUAAAUUCGCCGAUUCCAAACUAGUUGCAGAAAAUAGGAACAUCAGAGUAAAAAAACGUUUAAGGAAAAGACUAACAACCAAAUUUUAGUUACUCAUCGUCUAUUAGUCCAGUAAACUAACGAUUUGUAUUACCAUCCAAAAGACAAGCCUGCAUUUUACUUAGUAAAAAAUAAAUGUCUCUAAAAAAUAGAAAUAUAUGAAAAAAGUUCCAAACAAAAAUAAUAUUAAAAUUUUCUAUACAAUUGCCCCUUUAAACAUUUUUGACGUAUUUGCAAUAAAAAUUUGAUCAAAAAAUCGGAAAUUUUGGACAAGAAUAUUAAAAAGACAAAUAGAGGAAUUGAAGAGGCAGUUAGAUAGAAACAUAGACAAAUGAAAGAUACGAACUGAUAAAUAGAAAGACAUAAGGAAGAAACACAGACAAAUAGAGGAAUAAAAGGGGCAGACAGAUAGAUAAAGAUUGUAGAAACAUAGACAAACAGAGGUAUAAAAGAUAGAUAGAUAGAUAGAUAGAAUGAGAAAUAAUUAGACAUACUGACAUAUACACGGAUAGAUAGACAGGGAUUGAAUUUUUCCUAUUAAUUUUUUUAAAAAGACAAUAUUUAUAUCCCUAUAAAAGUUUAUAAUCACCGAAGAUUUUAUUGUUAUAUAUGUUCACAACUUAAUAACUUAAUAUAAUGUUACCUCAAUCUUCUUUUUUAUAUAUUUAUUAUAAUUUUGAUAUAUUUUCAAAAAAGUUGUUUUUUAGUACUUUUUAAUUAUUUUUCAUCCCCAUUCGGCAGAUUUGAGCUACACAAUCUUUUAAAUAUUUUAUGCUAAAACCAACUCACAUUAAUGCAGUUUUUUCUUUUGGGUAGUGGUAUACAAGGUAAAUUUUUCAAAAAUUAAUAAAACCGAUAUUGAGAUCAAAAUUUAAUAUGAAAAACUGAAAUAUUAAUCAAUUUGUAAUUGUAAGGACUCACAAGUUAACACAUCAUACAUUAUGCAUAUUGAAAAUAUUUACAGUCUUAUAUUAACUUACUAAUAGCAACAAAAAAUUGAUUUCGAUAAUUUAAUGUAGAUUUAUUGUUCUUAAAAUUACUGUAAAUUUUAUAAUAAAAUUUAUUUUACUAGAAA
Molecule: messenger RNA, 2209 nt
Organism: Diorhabda carinulata
Lineage: Eukaryota; Metazoa; Arthropoda; Insecta; Coleoptera; Chrysomelidae
Exons: 5
Coding region: 714-1184 (156 amino acids)
Source: RefSeq, a predicted model, not a curated record